Sinocyclocheilus rhinocerous is the source of this 4391-nucleotide messenger RNA. Its product is annotated as E3 ubiquitin-protein ligase TRIM71-like. Gene Ontology annotation, molecular function: zinc ion binding; protein binding. Lineage: Eukaryota; Metazoa; Chordata; Actinopteri; Cypriniformes; Cyprinidae. The record is from RefSeq and is a predicted model, not a curated record. The transcript is spliced from 4 exons. Bases 814 to 3276 code for a protein of 820 amino acids.
CUCUAGGCUUUUUUAGUAUGGACGCGUUCGCUUGAUGAUCUCGCGCUGUAGAAUUGUAGUCCGCGCGAGCGUCAUUGCCAGUGAAAAUGAAUGCGGAUUGAAGAGGCGCGCGGAGAGAGCGUUUGUUUUGCGCUGUAAACGCGACGACGAAUAUGGGCAUCUGAAACUCGGGAACGAGUGGAAACGAAAGGUUGAAUGGUUACUUUAUACCCCUCGCCAAAGUGUUACUGUAACCGGACUGAGGGAAGUUAAAGGGGCUUUUCAGCCUCACCACAGUAACAGGAUCUUGAGGGACGCUGCGCUGCGUGCUAACGAGCUACAUGGGACAUAAUUUGAAUUAUUUAAUUGCGGCUCGCGCAAGCGCGUAUUGAGAAUAAUCACGCGCAGAUGGUAGACUAAAGCGCGUUCAUGGAAAACGGACAUAUUUGCGCUUGGGAAGGACAAAACUGACACUGUAUCGAGCGCGUUUGGCCCCUCUCGUCAUGCGGCGGUGGGGGAGGAUCGGAGCAGGGACCUCGCAGCGGAUUUCAUGUUUCGCAACAAUAUUAAAUGCCCCAUAGCGAGGGAUUAUAAGGCCUCAAAAUGACAAUUGGUAUCCAAACGCGCGCUCGAGAAGUUGCGUAAAGAGUUUGUUCAGCGAAUAUCUAUCGAUAAUAACCAAAGCAGACAGCCCAAUUCAAUCUAAACUCAUUAAACGGGAAUGUAUAUAUCAAGUAUCGUUGAAUGCAGCAUGCCAAGUCUAUGAUCUGCAUCAUUUGCUCGAAUUGAUCAGGGAACCAUUUCGGAAGCGUUUGUGUGUCUUAACGCAUCUUUAUGUGUGAAGUUAUUUUGUGGUCCUCUGCGCAAAUGGCGUCUUUCUCAGACUCCGACCUGCAAACAUGUCCGCUGUGCAAGGAGCUGUGCGGCUGCUCUGCUCCGAUCUCCUCCAAUUCAUCUACCUCCUCCUCGUCCUCCCAGACCUCCAACUCCUCAUCUACCUCAUCCACCAGGAGGCUGCACGUCUUGCCCUGUUUGCACGCCUUUUGCAGGCAAUGCCUGGAGGGCCACAGGAGCCCAGGUGACCCUCUGAAGCUCAGAUGCCCCACAUGCGACCAAAAAGUGUCUCUGUCGGAAUCAGGCGUGGACGCGCUGCCUUCCUCCAACUUUCUCUUCAGCAACCUGCUGGAUGUGGUGGUCUCUGCUGAGGAACAGGGCAAGAACGGUCGGCCUUCAUCGGUGGUCCAUCACGGUGGUCUUCUGAGACCCCAUCACCUCUCAGACCCUCGGUGCAGCUCUUGUGAUGAGGGCAACCCCGCUACCUCCCACUGCCUGGACUGCCAGGAGUACCUUUGCGAUAACUGCGUCAGGGCCCACCAGAGGGUCCGACUCACCAAAGACCACUUCAUCGAGCGUUUACACCUGGCCAACCGCACCAACAACUCCAACACCCCGAUCAACAUCUCCCAGUCCUUCCACAGCAGCUUCUCCAUGCUGAAUGUUUUCCAGGAUAGGAUGGACUUCUGCCAGCAGCAUGAUAACGCGGUGCUGCGUUUUUUCUGCGACAGCUGCGCCGUGCCGAUUUGUAGAGAGUGCAGCUUGGGCAGACAUGCGGGUCACAGUUUCACCUACCUGCAGGAAGCACUGCAGGACUCCAGAGCGCUGACCAUCCAGCUGCUCGCAGACGCACAGCAGGGCAGACAGGCUGUACAGCUGAGCAUCGAGAAAGCCCAGGCCAUUGCUGAACAGGUAGAGCUGAAGGCUAAGGUUGUUCAGUCAGAAGUAAAAACCAUCACUCUUCGUCAUAAGAAAGCUCUGGAGGAACGCGAGUGUGAGCUGCUCUGGAAGGUGGAGAAGAUUCGCCAGGUGAAGGCAAAAUCACUUUACCUGCAGGUUGAGAAACUACACCAGAAUCUCACCAAGCUGGAUAGUACUAUCUCCACAGUGACGCAGGUUCUAGAAGAGGGCCGUAGUAUAGAUGUCCUGCUAGCACGAGAGCACAUGCUAAAUCAGCUACAGGAGCUUAAAUCCCUCCGCUGCAUCCUACAGCCCCAAGAAGACGAUCGCAUCAUGUUCACCCCUCCAGACCAGGCUCUUCUGAUUGCCAUCAAGUCCAUGGGCCUCAUCAGCAGCGGAGCCUUCGCCACAGCUUCCAAAGCUCAUGGUGAAGGCCUCAAGAGAGCGCUGCAAGGAAAGCUAGCUUCCUUUACCGUCGUAGGGUAUGAUCAUGACGGUGAGCCUCGCUUGUCCGGUGGUGACAGCGCCUCAGUUGUGCUUAUGAGUCCGGAUGGUAAUCUGUCCAGUGCAGAUGUUUCCGACCACCAAGAUGGAACGUACACAGUCGGCUAUCUGCCCAAGAGCGAGGGUGAGCAUUUGCUCUCGGUGCUUAUAUGCAAUCAGCACAUUGAGGGAAGUCCUUUCAAAGUGAUGGUCAAAUCCGGUCGCAGUUACGGUGGUGUAGGCCUGCCCAUUGCAUCUUUCGGAGGAGAGGGCGAUGGGGACGGGCAGCUGUGUCGGCCUUGGGGCAUCUGCGUGGAUAAGGAGGGCUAUGUGGUGGUCGCUGACCGAAGCAACAACCGUGUGCAGAUCUUCAAGCCUUGUGGCACGUUCCACCACAAGUUUGGCACUUUGGGCUCACGACCGGGCCAGUUUGACCGCCCUGCUGGGGUCGCCUGUGACAGCCAGAGGAGAAUCAUUGUGGCAGAUAAGGACAAUCACCGCAUCCAGAUCUUCACCUUUGAGGGUCAGUUUCUUCUCAAGUUUGGUGAGAAGGGAACCAAAAAUGGACAGUUCAACUAUCCAUGGGAUGUGGCCGUCAACUCUGAAGGCAAGAUCCUGGUUUCAGAUACACGCAACCACCGCGUGCAACUCUUUGGACCUGAUGGGACUUUCCUCAACAAAUACGGAUUCGAAGGUGCCCUCUGGAAACAUUUUGAUUCGCCUCGCGGUGUGGCCUUCAAUCAGGAAGGCCACCUCGUUGUGACCGACUUCAACAAUCAUCGGCUGCUUGUCAUCAGGCCUGACUGCCAGUCAGCACGCUUCCUCGGGUCUGAGGGAACCGGAAAUGGCCAGUUCUUGCGGCCGCAAGGCGUAGCUGUGGACCAGGAGGAUCGUAUUAUCGUGGCCGACUCCCGCAACCAUCGCAUUCAGGUGUUCGAACCCAACGGCAACUUUUUAUGCAAGUUUGGGACACACGGUAACGGCUUUGGGCAAAUGGAUCGCCCCUCGGGUAUAGCGGUUACCCCAGAUGGAAUGAUCGUGGCUGUGGACUUUGGAAACAACCGAAUCCUCAUGUUCUGACCUUUUAAGGUUUGAAAUACAAAACCGUAGCCAUGGACAAAUGGAAAAGGAGAUUUUGCACAUCUAUCAGGAGCAAAUGCAGUUUGAUUUAGCGAGGUGACAAGAGUUGUAGGGACUUUAUAGUUUUGUACGAUUCUCAGUGAUCGUGUAACUCCAAAUGCUUGCCGUUACAGCACAAAGUUUUGGCUGCUGCAAGCUAAGAGUGUUUUGCUCUUGGUAUGUGUCUUCAAAUCUUUUUUUUUCUUUUUUUUUCUCAGGGAAUUUCUUGCAUUCUUGAAAUAUUUUCUCUCUGCAUUACACCUACCUCAUCUAGCUUAUGUAUGAAUGUACUCACGUUUGUGCAGAGACCUAGUCCGUGAAGUUUUAUAAAGAAACGUCUACCUCAGUGUUUUUUUUUUCUUUUCGUAAAAUGUGAGGACAAAAAAAAACUAAACAAAAUGAAGCAAUGUUUGGGUAUUUGCACAGUUCGCACAAUUUGUUCCUGAUUGUUACUGUGCACAGAACGCAAAUUAUAUCCCUGAAUGUUUCUCGUGACGAUUGAUAAAAACGAAGCUGCAUGUUUUGGCAGAAACAUUAGGAUAACGUUUUGAUAUAUCUACUGCUAUGUUUUCUUUUUUGAAUUUUGAUGAUUUUUGAAAUCAGACUUCAUCUUUAUCUCGUACCUCAUCUAAACUUUAUACCUCAUUUACCGUAUUAUACCUCUGGGUCCAUGAGCCUCAUUACAUUUACCUCACUUUAUGGUCUUUGAAAAUUAUGCAAACAGUUACCAAAAAUGAAUGCUGUAUAACUGAUGAAAGAGACUGAUAAAUUAGACAAAUUAUCUGAAUUUAGUAAUUUAAUAAGACCCUCAUGAUGUAAUCAAGAGUUUUGCUCUGACUAUGAGAAAUGCAACUGCAGAAGAACAUAUACAUGUGAUUAUUUUAAAUGAUACAAGAGUGAAUUGGAGGCUGUUCUUUAAAGAAGAUCUUCAGAUCUGUUUUAUUUUUGGGGAGGGAAAAAUUUAAAGAAUGUAGACACUAAAUGGAAUAUCUAAGUGUAAAAAUGACCUAGCCCUUAUUUUUGUGUUUCUAUAGUUUUGUUUUCUUUUUCAUAUGCAGAAUUUAGGCAAGGUAAAG